Messenger RNA from Sorghum bicolor (sorghum), 1027 nucleotides. RefSeq names its product protein app1. The transcript has a single exon. Bases 250 to 807 code for a protein of 185 amino acids. Lineage: Eukaryota; Viridiplantae; Streptophyta; Magnoliopsida; Poales; Poaceae. The record is from RefSeq and is a predicted model, not a curated record.
UCAACUACUGUUGUCUUGACACGGCGGCCGGAAGGUGACCCAAAAAAAAAGACAAAAUCUCAAAGCAGACGAGUAGACGACCAAUUUGCACAAGCUGUACGUGCAUGCGUCGCCUAUAUAAAUUGGCAUGCAUUUGCCAUGUCUUUACAUCACAAGUAAGCAGCAGCUUGAGAUCUUUCAGUACUCUCUUUGCUAGCAGUAGCAGCUACUAGCAGUAAGGUGAGAACAUCAAGAACCGUUCAAACACCCAUGGCGGCCUCUGCAACGGAUCCCCUCGCCACGGCGCUUGUCAUGGCGGCGGUGGCGCUCAUGCUCACCGCCACGACGACCCACGCCGCGCGCCACCUCGCCGACACAACCCCGGCGGCCGCGCCCGCCGCCGUCGUCCCUGGCAUCCCUGCCGUGCCGAAGCCGCCCGUCGUGCCCACCGUGCCUGCGGUGGUCGCCCUGCCACCGAUGCCCGCCGUGCCGACGACAGUGCCCGCGGUGGGCGCCGUCCCACCGAUCCCCGCAGUGCCGGCAGUCCCUGCCGCGACGACCUUGCCGCCCAUGCCAUCUGUGCCGGCGGUCCCCGCGGCGACAUUGCCGCCGAUGCCCAAGGUGCCAACCGUGCCGACCGCCGCUGCGUUGCCUCCGAUGCCGGCCAUCCCCUCCGUACCCAAAGUGGCGCUGCCGCCGGUGGUCCCGUCGUCCGUGCCCAAGGUUACCUUGCCGCCGAUGCCGUCCGUGCCCAAGGUGACACUGCCGCCGAUGCCUUCCAUCCCCGGUGUGCCGAUGCCGUUCUUGGCGCCACCUCCUUCGGCUUGAAGCGCGCUUCUGCGGCAUCUGCCAAUGUCUGAAUUCUUGUGGAUGAUUGGGUCAUUCGAUAGUGUGUUUAAUUUAAUUUGCUGGACAUGCAUGCUGUUCUUCGCAUGAGCAGAUAUGAUUAUAUAUACUUGUUGAUGAUCUGUUGUAUUCAUGAGUGUAUUAGUUGAUGUAUUCCGUUGUAUACAUAUAUAUACAUAUAUAUCAUCGCAAUUUUCACAUA